Pieris macdunnoughi is the source of this 540-nucleotide messenger RNA. Lineage: Eukaryota; Metazoa; Arthropoda; Insecta; Lepidoptera; Pieridae. The record is from the annotation of a GenBank genome assembly.
AUGCGAAGAAUAGACACUCCUAAAUACUGGGGCCCCGACCGCCUCGGGGCUUUCAAAUUAGCCUCUGUUUUUCACGUGAGCGGCCAGUUAGCAUCCAGAAAGACGCCGCAGGGCGGUGCGAUAACAUCGUCACAGUUCAUGACGAAUGGGUCAUACUGCGUGAAAGGACUGAUGGUCAAAGCAGCAACCCCGAAAAUGGAUAAGAACGGUUACUUUUCCUACGUUUCUUCCACCGCAAAGAAGAAAAAAAUAAGCUUGAUGCAACCUCGACCUCCACGGAUGGCUUUUGAGGAAAAGCGUAGACCAGGGGUGGCUGAAAGGGUCGACAGUUCGGCUGUAAACGCCGGAGAACACAGACGUGUGGAGGCUAUGUCGCACCGUGUUUUGACAGAUGCGCCACGCGCGCGUUUGUUUACGCAACUCGAAAGUUAUCAACCAAGAUACCAUACGAUACGUGAAAAUAGUGAUAGAAAAGUGGAAAGUGAGUGCAAAAGAAGAAGGAAUGAGCAGAGAAAAGGACAUCAGAGUACAGUCAGGUAG